UUUUCGACCCGAUUCGGAAACCCGACCCGGAAGUUCGCCAUCUUUGUAUUAUCCAUUCUGAACUCGAAACUGUUUUGAUCUCUUCGGUUGGUGUAAAAUAUACGGUUAGGGUUUUUUUUCCUUUUACUGCAGUGGGGAUUUAUUUUGAUUUGUUUCUCGUUUCUGUAUGUUUUAGUCAAUGUUUUAUUAGUCGAAAGAGGCAAAAUGUCAAAAUCUUGCAAGGGCUUGGCUAUGGAGCUAGUCAAGUGUCUCAGUGAAUCGGAUUGUGUAAAGGUUGAGAAGAGAUCUUACAGGGAAUGUGUUGGAGAGAAGAGCCCAUGCAUAUCGAGCGAGUGUGUUGGACUAAGGGAAACUUAUUUCAGUUGCAAGAGAGGCCAGGUUGACAUGAGAGCUAGGAUCCGCGGAAACAAAGGCUACUGAGAAAUUAAGCUGCCUUGCAACUUGCACUUUGUUGUGGUUGGUAACAGUUGGUUUUGGACUGUGCUCUUGUAAUGCUAAUUACUCAGUGGUAAUAACCGAAAGUGGGGAAGGAAAGCAAAGCUGAAUAGAAAGCUCCAAUCAGCUAUCCAAAACUCCAUGGACUAAAAAAAAUUUUCAGGCUAUCUUCAUAUGAUAGGAUGCGGCAUUUGUUUUCUUUCUUUCUUUAUUUCUUUUUCCCAUAUAUUUCUUGUUUGGUACUAAUGGGGUGUCCACAACCAGAAAAGCUUUUUCUUUUAUGUAUUUUGUGAGGUAGUUCAUGAGGAUGAUUAAACUACUGAUACCUUAGGAUAUAGGGCAAGUUUUAUCAUUUUACACUGGAA
Mangifera indica (mango) is the source of this 800-nucleotide messenger RNA. RefSeq names its product cytochrome c oxidase assembly factor 5-like. The coding region runs from base 205 to 420 and encodes 71 amino acids. NCBI's taxonomy places the organism in Eukaryota, Viridiplantae, Streptophyta, Magnoliopsida, Sapindales, Anacardiaceae. The transcript is spliced from 4 exons. Gene Ontology annotation, cellular component: mitochondrion. Gene Ontology annotation, biological process: mitochondrial respiratory chain complex IV assembly. The record is from RefSeq and is a predicted model, not a curated record.